Penicillium egyptiacum is the source of this 1866-nucleotide messenger RNA. The record is from the annotation of a GenBank genome assembly. NCBI's taxonomy places the organism in Eukaryota, Fungi, Ascomycota, Eurotiomycetes, Eurotiales, Aspergillaceae.
AUGAAGCUGUCAACUGCAGUCACCGUGGGUUUGGCCCACCAGGCAUUGGCUGCCAAUCCCCAUAAAUCCCAAAUCGACUAUAACUCGGCUCCCCCAAACCUUUCUACCUUGUCAAAUGCAUCCCUUUUCGACACAUGGAGACCCAGAGCCCACCUCCUGCCCCCAUCCGGCAAGAUAGGUGAUCCAUGCGGACAUUACACCGAUCCGAAGACUGGUCUCUUCCACGUGGGUUGGCUUCACGAUGGAAUUUCGGGAGCUACAACCGAUGAUCUCGUUACCUAUAAGGACGUUAACCCGGAUGGGGGCCCAUCGAUCAUCGCGGGAGGAAAGAACGACCCUCUUGCUGUUUUUGAUGGGUCCGUCAUUCCAAGCGGUAUCGACGGUAUGCCCACUCUUCUAUAUACCUCUGUCUCGUAUCUCCCAAUUCACUGGUCCAUCCCCUACACACGGGGAAGCGAGACACAAUCCUUGGCCGUUUCCUAUGACGGUGGACGCAACUUCACCAAGCUCAACCAAGGCCCCAUGAUCCCCGCCCCUCCGUUUGCCGUCAACGUCACCGCUUUCCGUGACCCCUACGCUUUCCAGAGUCCGAUUCUGGACAAAUCUGUCAACAGCACUGAAGGGACGUGGUAUGUCGCCAUCUCUGGUGGUGUCCACGACGUCGGACCUUGCUCCUUCCUCUACCGUCAGCAUGACGCAGAUUUCCAAUAUUGGGAAUACCUCGGCCAAUGGUGGAAUGAGCCCGUCAACACCACUUGGGGCAAAGGUGACUGGGCUGGAGGAUGGGGCUUCAACUUUGAGGUUGGCAAUAUCUUCAGCUUGAAUGCAGAGGGGUACAGCGAGAAUGGCGAAAUCUUCAUGACUCUCGGUACCGAGGGUUCGGACCUCCCCAUCAUUCCUCAGGUCUCUUCAAUUCACGAUAUGCUGUGGGUCACCGGAAAUGUCACAAAUGACGGCUCCGUCACCUUCAAGCCAACCAUGGCGGGUGUGCUUGACUGGGGCCUCUCCGGGUAUGCUGCUGCAGGCAAGAUCUUGCCGGCCAGCUCUCAGGCAUCCAAAAAGAGCGGUGCCCCCGAUCGUUUUAUUUCCUACGUUUGGCUCACUGCAGAUCUGUUUGAGCUAGCGAAGGGAUUCCCUACCGCUCAACAAAACUGGACCGGUGCUCUCAUGCUACCGCGGGAGCUGAACGUUCGCACUAUCCCCAAUGUGGUGGACAACAAACUUGCGCGUGAGUCGUUGACAUCGUGGCGCGUGGCCCGCGAAAGCGCUGGUCAAGUCGACCUUGAAACAAUGGGAAUUUCAAUUGCCAGGGAGACUUACAGCGCUCUCACAUCCGGCUCAUCUUUCGUCGAGUCCGGUAAGACUUUGUCAAAGGCUGGCUCGGUGCCAUUCAACACCUCGCCCUCAAGCAAGUUCUUCGCUAUGACCGCGAACAUCUCUUUUCCCGCCUCUGCUCGUGACUCUGGUAUCCAAGCUGGCUUCCAGGUCUUGGCCUCCGGUCAUGAAUCCACAACUAUUUACUACCAAUUCUCCAACGAGUCAAUCAUCGUCGACCGCAGCAACACAAGUGCCGCGUCCAAAACGACUGACGGAAUUCUCAGUGACAACGAGGCGGGUCGUCUGCGCCUUUUUGACGUCUUGGAAAAUGGAAAAGAAAAAAUUGAGACAUUGGAGCUCACCGUCGUGGUGGACAAUGGAGUACUGGAAAUUUAUGCCAAUGGACGCUUUGCCCUAGGCACUUGGGCUCGGUCUUGGUACGCCAACUCGACUGGAAUUGACUUCUUCCACAACGGAGUUGGAGAAGCGACAUUUGGCGACGUGACUGUCUUUGAGGGACUGUAUGACGCCUGGCCACAAAGACAGUGA